Molecule: messenger RNA, 446 nt
Organism: Ceraceosorus guamensis
Lineage: Eukaryota; Fungi; Basidiomycota; Exobasidiomycetes; Ceraceosorales; Ceraceosoraceae
Exons: 1
Coding region: 81-338 (85 amino acids)
Source: RefSeq, a predicted model, not a curated record
GCAGAGACCUCACUCACGAAGAGGUGCGCCUUUGCAAGGAAUGAGCUGUAGGCGGCCAUGUUGCCGCUGCGAGGGUCAGAAUGGGUUGGCCUUUCGUGCCCUGUUCGCUUGUACUGGAAGGGUGGUGGUUGCUUAUGGCUGCCAGAUCGCACCAGCAAGGAAAGGUGGAUUUAAACAGGCAGGCAGCAGCGGACGCUGAUCUGAAUGCUCGGCCGUGUUGGCAUUCACGAUUCGAGCUUUUGAGACUCAAAACUCGAUCAUUCAAGAUUCUCGAUCACGACUCACGAUUGUUGGAAACCUCUGCCGACUCUAUGCGACUCGACUCUCGUCGUGCGUGACUUUGCUUGAUUCAUACACCCCAAUCAGAAUGAGGGCCCGCGUGCUACUUACUGUAUGUAGCGUAUGAGGUCUGUGCGGCGUUUAUCAGCCAUCGACUGACUUCCCCC